Molecule: messenger RNA, 2890 nt
Organism: Theobroma umbraticum
Lineage: Eukaryota; Viridiplantae; Streptophyta; Magnoliopsida; Malvales; Malvaceae
Product: RNA-binding (RRM/RBD/RNP motifs) family protein
Biological process (GO): mRNA export from nucleus
Cellular component (GO): nucleus
Molecular function (GO): mRNA binding
Source: RefSeq, a predicted model, not a curated record
UUGUCGACUCCUGCAGUUUUUUUGGUCAUACAAAUCUCUUUUUCAGUUCCAAACUUCUUAGCUUUGGCGGAAACCCUAUCUCUCCUCCGUCGAUCCCUCUUUUUUCCUCCUCCUCCUCAGAUUUCUCUCUCUCUCUUUCUUCAUUUAUUUUUCUAGUGUUUUUUUUGCUUUAUUCUAUUUAAAGAAGGUUAAGAAUAAAAAUGUCAAGUGCUUUAGAGAUGUCGCUAGACGACCUCAUCAAGCGAAGCCGUAAGUCCGCAUCCGGAAACUCCCGUGGUCGAGGCCGUGGAUCCGGACCGGGACCAGCCCGCCGCUUUCCUAAUCGCGGAGCAAACCGGUCGGCGCCGUAUUCCACAGCCAAAGCGCCGGAGACGACGUGGCAGCACGAUAUGUAUUCAGAUAAGGGAGCGGCGUUCCAGGGACAAGCAGGUCGGGCCUCCGCAAUCGAAACCGGAACGAAGCUCUACAUCUCAAAUUUAGAUUAUGGUGUUUCCAACGAUGACAUCAAGGAGUUAUUUUCUGAGGUUGGCGACCUGAAACGAUUUACGAUCCAUUAUGAUAGGAGUGGGAGAUCCAAGGGAACAGCAGAAGUUGUCUUCUCACGGCGAACAGAUGCUAUGGCUGCUGUCAAGAGAUACAACAAUGUUCAGCUUGAUGGGAAGCCGAUGAAAAUCGAGAUCGUGGGAACAAAUAUUGCUACUCCUGGUGCACCUUCAGCUGGCAAUGGCACCUUUGGAAAUUCAAAUGGAGCCCCUAGAGGUGGUCAUGGCAGGGGUGGAGGCUUUGGCAGGCAACGAGGUGGUGGCGGAGCCCGUGGCGUUGGAAGAGGCCGUGGAUGGGGAAAGGGCCGUGGAGAAAAGGUUUCUGCAGAAGAUCUUGAUGCUGAUCUAGAGAAGUAUCAUUCUGAAGCAAUGCAGACAAACUGAAGCAUUUCUCAUGUUCUGUUGAUUGGUUUUAAGUCUUUUCUACUGUGGACAUUAUGUGCUUGAUCUCCGACUAUGUUGUGUAUCUCUACGAAAAUCAUACUCUUUAGAGGAACUACUCAUGGAGAAAACUGUUAGAAUCUUGAUUUAUGGAGUUUGGGCUUUUACUGUUCAUUGUUCCUUUGACUUGGGUAUAAAGAAUGUGGGUUAGUGGACAGCUUUCAUUUUGUAAUCUGCAAUUGUGCUUUUGGUUUCAUUGAAACUCUCAUCCCACAAGUCGGGAACAAAAGCAGAAACUGUUUCUCUCGGUUUUCCAUAUGCAAAAGAAUCUUUGGCUGCACGCUGUGGGAGGAGUAAUCUUGCCAUUGCCCAGAGCUGCAUUGCCGUUUGGUUGCUCCUGCAUUGUGAAACCAGGGAGACUGCAAGCGAGGUAGAUUCUUUUAUGUUCUUUCUCUUUUGAUUCUUUUUAGCUGCUUAGAUUUUUCUGCUUUGUGUUGUUGAUGAUGCAGUUGGUUUUCCUGUUUAAGCUUUUAGGCAUUUUAAGUUACCUCACUCUCUUAUAUUAUUGAGGGAAUAUAUUUUUCCCCAUUAUAUGUCAUGGCUGCUGAUGUAGCUUAUUGUAGUCAAUUAUUGUAGAAUCUCUCUGCUUCAGUUCAACCAGUUGAUUUCUUGGUGGACAAAUAUUGUUGAAAGCGUUAUACAAUUGGCAUAUAGGAGCUUGUUGUGGAUCCUUUUUUCAAGUUGAAACGGUUAUAGGAAUCUGUCAAAUAGUUUGCACUUUCUUCAGAUUCCGUGGAAAGUGACUGAAGUCUCAGCAUAUACCUGCUUUUCUUUUUUGGGGUCAGCUGGAAUGUGCGGCCUUGCUCGUAAGCUCUUUGCUUGCGAAGGCAUUGGUUCAGUGCAAUUUGCUGCUUAACCCCGAAAAGUGGUUUUGAAGAAAAGCUCUGGCUAUCAGGUGUGGUUUGAAAUUGUGGUGGAGGAAGUCAAAUAUUAUGAACGGUGUGAAAACCAUUAGUGGGUAGUUAGGGCAUAUGAAUAUACUUGGUCAACUGCUGAGAUUGAAAAUGGUGGGAACCUACAUGAUGUUAUGUGACUAUGUGAGCUGCUAUGCUAUUGCUUGGAGCAAAUGGCUUUAAUUCAACAUGAAGCAUCCCUACUUUUUCUCUGAUUCGACUUUAAGAAAGUGAAUAUUAGGGUAAGAGAACAACAAAAUGCAAUGAUUUUUAUUUGCUGUAGUACCGGUUCUUUUCAUGGCUGCCAUCUCCUUGUGAGUAAUAGCUUUGGAUGUUAGCCCCAACGUUUGGACUAGAAGUUGGUGAGGGCCUAUUUACUACUGACUUGCCUAGUUCCUGACCUGUUGCUCCAUGUUACUCUUAAUCAACUUCAGGUCUCUAUGAUUAUUGAAUGCUAAUCAUCAUAGUUUACAUGGAUCAAGAAUUCACUCUUUUACCAAUUUAUAAAUGCAUCUUAUCCAUGAGGUAAUGUCUGGAGGAAUGUUUGUUUACUCUUGGAGUCAUUUUAAGUGGGUGGACUUUAAACGUUGGUGAAGGAUGUGGUCGGAUUUGGAUGUUUUCUGCGAGGGUGGUCUGGAAUCUCUUUGAUUUGCAUUCACCCCUUUGGCAUAUUGCAGAUUGUGGUUUCUUCUGGUUGGUGAUGAGUCUUUCAAUCUAGCUUCUCCGGGUCAGAUCAACUAUGUUAAUUAUGCCCGUAAAUCUCCAUUGAGCCAUAUGAUGGGUUGUUAAACUGAUUUUUUAUGCUAUAUCUUCUUUUGUCUAUUUUUUUUUUCCAAUUUUUAUGCAUGUUACCAAGGUGAUUCAAUUUAUUUUCCUUUGGUAACAUAUGCUGCAAGCAUUUCUGCAUCUCCAAUUUGUUCUCUAGUGGAAAUUUAUUUUGAAGCAUACCCUUUUUCGAAUAUUUUAGAACUUGUAUUGAACUGAAAUUUGUUGGAAAUAACUCUAAAUGUGUCU